Messenger RNA from Hypoxylon trugodes, 2254 nucleotides. RefSeq lists its product as uncharacterized. The transcript has 7 exons. The record is from RefSeq and is a predicted model, not a curated record. NCBI's taxonomy places the organism in Eukaryota, Fungi, Ascomycota, Sordariomycetes, Xylariales, Hypoxylaceae. Gene Ontology annotation, molecular function: protein binding. Bases 1 to 2007 code for a protein of 668 amino acids.
AUGUCUGUCGGCGACGCGAUUGCUGUGCUUGGUCUGCUUGAGCGCAUUGGCACUGAAAUACGUAAUUAUAGGCAUGCACCGGCGCAGUUCCAAGAAUUCAGUGUCGAGAUAGACUUCUGGUGCAGCACUCUCCGAUGCGUCCUUCGCCUCAACCCCGAAGAUGUGGUUGAUCCAUCAAACCUUGAGAAAAUUCGAGCCAUAGUAAUGAAUUGCUUACGACCGUUACAGGACCUCGCCAAUAAAAUGCAAGUCAAAGAAGGUGUUCUUGGGCAUUUCCGUACAACCAGAAGUGUCAGCGCCAUAGGGACAAGGCUGCAUUGGUCGAUAAUACAUAAGGACGUUGAAGAGGCGAGGAGUAUACUUAUAUCCCAGAUGAAUACUAUGCUUAUCCUCUUGGGUAUCCAACAAUUGAGUACAGGGAGACAUAUAUUCACAGAGAUGCGAAAGCAUGAUAACUCUGUAUCAAAACAAAUUAACGACUACUCUAAUGCUCUCAUUGGGCAGACUUCGUUGAUCCUAGGAGCCGUUUCCUCAACCCCACACGAAAUUGACGACCUUCCUUCUAAAAUAAUAUCACAGACCCAGCAACAGUCCCAGCAAGCUAGUAUUCAAUCACAAGGCAUGGCUACAGUCACUUCUCGCCUCGAAGACUUGUCAUCGAAUGUUUCAAAAAUUUCAACGGAGGCGAAGAAGCAAGCAAGCAUUGUAACAGAGAUAUCCGGAGGGCUACUUAAUCUCCUAGAGCUUGUCAGGGAGCUACGUCUCUCGCGGUCCUUACUCGACAUUACGAACCAAAUGAAGCGCAUUAUACGCGCAAUUGAAGCGAUCCCACUACAUCUUACUGUCGACAUAAUCCGCUUCGACGAUGCGCUAGGUGUGACUUGGGGCUUACCAUUCCAAGCAUGUAGUACUUGGGAGUCAUUCGAAAGCGUGCUUCGAAAUGUAGUUUUCGCAAAUAAUAGAGAAGGUGUAGAGUACGUAAAAACCAAUCGAUAUGCCAUCCUAUUACCCAAGGAAAGGUUAAGGCUUGAUCCAUGGAGCUGGGAGUGUCGAGCCAAGAGUGGCAUACAUAUCGAACAGGCCAUGUUGAUGUUUGGAGCCAAGACCGCGCGCCAGCAAUGCCCUGGAUGCCAGCGGCCUAGUCCCAUUGUUGGGUACGGCGACAGACUCUGUUCAGGUUGCGGCCUACUUGCGACUUUCGGUUGGUCGACCAUACUUCCUACCCGUGACCCCCAGACCCAAGAACUUCGCGGUCCACCUAAAGUAUUUGGGCCACUACCACUACCAAUACUACCGCCAAUGCGGGUCGUCAAAAGCCGCCCGUUUCGUCGAAUACACUAUUAUCGAUUUCCAAAAAUGAAGGGUACUAUUGAAGAGGCGCUAGAUAUAUUGCGCAACAACGAAUAUGAUUUGGCUGCCAACUUUUGUGCAGGGCUACAAUACCUUCAGGCUGCAGAACAUAACUCAUCCAAGCAGGAUGCAAGAAACUCAAUACCAUGCCUGGAAACUAUCGUACAAUUAGAGGCCUUUCGCCCGGUGGUGUGGCAUCUAUUAGCGAGAGCAUACCUAUAUCUUGACGAUUAUCCAAAAGCCCACGCCGCUAUACAACAAGCAAUUUGCCAAGAUGAGAAUAUUCUAGCAUACUGGAUGACUGCUGCCGUCUUGUAUUACAAGGUUCGACAGUAUCAUGACUCGCGGGAAGCGAUUAUCCAAGCUAUCCGUCUAGACCCAGACCAUUGGUUACCUCAGUUUAAUUUCGCGAUUUUGUCUGAUAACGUUGGGGAAUACGAAGAAGCGAUCGCUUGCUACACGGAAUGCCUUCGGAUACAGCCGAACGUAUCCGCUGCUAUAGCACGUCUUCAGGUGUUGGUGAAUCAUAACUCUCGAGAUGUACCGGACUACCAUCAAGUACAUCAUAUGCAAGACUUCAAUAUUCCCAAAUUUGAGCAGGGCUUUUCUAAGUUCGUGGACGAAGCUUCGCCAAAUCCGAAGGAACAAAAGAGCUGAACGGAAUUUUCGACGUCGGUCUAUGGAAGAUUAGGUUGUCAUCAGACAACACAGAUAAUGGACAUUACCUGUAGAGUACUUGCUUGGUUAGGUCGAUUCCUUUAAUACGACAAUCACCAAUUCCCUGUUAGGUACAAAUGGUGCGGAGAAUUAGUUGAGCUAUCAGUGGCCAAUACUCGACUUGGUAUAGACAGAGUAAAGGAAAAGAGGGGUACCUCGAAACUGUCCAACUUCGCCAGCUAUUCAU